Messenger RNA from Olea europaea var. sylvestris, 618 nucleotides. Its product is annotated as premnaspirodiene oxygenase-like. Bases 16 to 618 code for a protein of 200 amino acids. The transcript has 2 exons. The record is from RefSeq and is a predicted model, not a curated record. Lineage: Eukaryota; Viridiplantae; Streptophyta; Magnoliopsida; Lamiales; Oleaceae. Gene Ontology annotation, molecular function: iron ion binding; oxidoreductase activity, acting on paired donors, with incorporation or reduction of molecular oxygen; heme binding.
CUCUUUUUUGCCCUAAUGGAUCUCUACUUUCCCUUUAGCUUUACAACUUUUGCUCUCUUUCUACCCUUGGUCUUCCUGUUUCUCACCAAAUGGAAGAAAUCCAAAGAUGGUAAAAAAUUGCCACCAGGUCCCAAGAAAUUGCCUAUUAUUGGACACAUGCACCUCGUAAGUUCACUUCCACAUCGUUCUUUCAGAGAUUUAGCCAAAAUAUAUGGACCGUUAAUGCACUUGAAGCUUGGUGAAACUUCAACCAUUGUUGUAUCUUCACCCAAAAUUGCCAAAGAGGUAUUGAAAACUCAAGAUCCUACUUUUGCAGCUAGGCCAGGAACUCUAGCUCUUGAAAUUAUUUCCUAUAACCAUGCCGCCAUUUCAUUUAGUCCAUACGAUAAUUACUGGAGACAAAUGCGAAGAAUAUGCAUUUUAGAACUCUUAAGUGCCAAGCAGGUGAAAUCGUUUGGAUCCAUUAGGAAUGAUGAGGUUUUUAAUGUCGUCAAAUCUAUUAGAUCUUCUGCUGGAAAACCAAUAAAUCUCACAGAAAAGAUUAUCUCAACAAUGAGUGCGGCAGUCCACACAAUAAUUCAUGCAGGGAGCCUCGCUUAUCUUAAUGUUCUCCUAUAA